Molecule: messenger RNA, 823 nt
Organism: Emys orbicularis (European pond turtle)
Lineage: Eukaryota; Metazoa; Chordata; Testudines; Emydidae
Gene: UBE2T
Product: ubiquitin conjugating enzyme E2 T
Exons: 8
Coding region: 185-781 (198 amino acids)
Source: RefSeq, a predicted model, not a curated record
GCCCCACGCGCCCACCGCGGUCGUUUGGCGGCGUCCUGAGGCCGAGGCUGUGCGGCAUCAGAAACACCUGAAGGAACACUGAACUGGGGAGGGAGCUUGGCUGAAAGGAUUCUAGCCAGCGAGACUGCAAAAGAAUGUGACAAGAAAGACAUUGUACUUUGAAUUCACUUAGCCUGUUAACACAAUGCAAAGAACUUCACGACUGAAGAGAGAGCUGCAUCUGUUGACCACAGAGCCUCCCCCAGGCAUUAUGUUCUGGCAAAACAAAAACCGGAUGGAUGAUCUACGAGCCCAAAUUUUGGGUGGUACAAACACGCCAUAUGAUAAAGGAGUUUUCAACUUGGAAGUAGUUGUUCCUGAAAGAUAUCCAUUUGAACCCCCGAAGAUUCGCUUUCUGACACCCAUCUACCAUCCCAACAUUGACUCUGCUGGAAGGAUUUGCCUGGAUGUUCUCAGAUUACCACCCAAAGGUGCAUGGAGGCCGUCCCUGAAUAUCUCCACAUUGCUGACCUCCAUACAGCUUCUGAUGAGCGAGCCUAACCCUGAUGACCCCCUCAUGGCAGACAUAUCCUCGGAGUAUAAAUACAACAAGGAAGUGUUCAUCAAAAAUGCCAAACAAUGGACUGAGAAGCAUGCAAGCCAGCAAAAGAGGGCUUCCAAAACUCCAGAUGAGGAAGUGACCCAAAGCGAGGCUAGCACUCCCAAAGAAUCUGCCAUCUCCCAGAAAAGAAAAGCAAAUGAUAUCAGCAGGAAGGGGAAAAAACCCUGCCUCGAUUCAUAGAGGUUCUCUGUGUAAAUAAACAUUUUUCUGAAUGUGUAACAC